Molecule: messenger RNA, 990 nt
Organism: Lodderomyces pseudojiufengensis
Lineage: Eukaryota; Fungi; Ascomycota; Pichiomycetes; Serinales; Debaryomycetaceae
Gene: GCN3
Product: translation initiation factor eIF2B subunit alpha
Exons: 1
Coding region: 1-990 (329 amino acids)
Biological process (GO): translational initiation
Cellular component (GO): eukaryotic translation initiation factor 2B complex
Molecular function (GO): translation initiation factor activity; guanyl-nucleotide exchange factor activity
Source: RefSeq, a predicted model, not a curated record
AUGAGUUCAGAUACAUUUGAUAUAACUUCUACUUAUUUAAAAUUUCUAAAAGAUGAUAAAGAUUUAACAAUGCCAAUAGCAGCAAUUGAAUCAUUAGUAACAAUGUUAAGAUUAAACAAACCAUCAACAUCAUCAGAGCUUAUAAAUUUAGUUUCAAAAAAUAUAGAAAUAUUAAAAAAUUCAAUCCCUAAUAAUAUAUCGUUAUCAGCUGGAUGUGAUUUAUUUAUGAGAUUUAUAAUAAGAAAUACAAAUAUUUAUCAUGAUUGGGAAAUUUUUUCCAAAAAUCUUAUUGAAAAUGGUGAAUUAUUUGUAAAAAGAGCUAAAAUUUCAAGAAUUAAAUCUGCAGAAUUUGGAGUAUCAUUUAUAAAAGAUGAUGAUAUUAUAUUAGUUCAUAGUUAUUCAAGAGUUGUUUUAACUUUACUUUUGAAAUCAAAAUUAGAGAAACUUACAAGAUUUAAAGUUAUAAUUACUGAAUCAAGACCUACGGGAAAUGGGUACAUAAUGGCUAAAAAAUUAAAAGAUGCAGGAAUUUCAUGUGAAGUAAUAGUUGAUAAUGCAGUGGGGUAUGUAUUACAUAAAGUUGAUAAAAUAUUAGUUGGAGCAGAAGGUGUAGCAGAAAGUGGUGGUAUAAUAAAUCAUAUAGGAACUUAUCAAAUUGGUUGUUUAGCUAAAAUUAAUAAUAAACCAUUUUAUGUUAUUACUGAAUCUCAUAAAUUUGUUAGAUUAUUUCCAUUAGCUCCAAAUGAUUUACCAAAUAUGAAUAAUUUUAUACAUCAAAAUUUAAUAAAUAAUAAUAAUGAUGAACAAAAAAUAAUUGAAAGUGCCAAUAAUAGUAAUGAUUGUGAGAAUGAAAAAGAUAAUCAAUUACUAGAUAAUCAUUUUGUUGAUUUUACACCUCAUGAAUAUAUUACUGCUUUAAUUACUGAUUUAGGAGUAUUAACUCCUUCUGCUGUUAGUGAAGAAUUAAUUAAAAUAUGGUAUGAUAUGUAA